GCUGCGCGGGCGAGUGCGUAUUUCCGCUUCCGGUUGCGCGCGGGCUCGACGUCGGCUGGGCGCAGGGGGCGCGGGCGGACUGGCCGGUGCGGGGCCGGGCAACGAAGGUCCUGCAGAGUGAAGACUUAAUUCCAAGGUCAUGGCAAAACAUCUGAAGUUCAUUGCCAGGACUGUGAUGGUGCAGGAAGGGAACAUGGAAGGUGCAUACAGGACCCUAAACAGGAUCCUCACGAUGGAUGGGCUCAUCGAGGACAUCAAGCGCCGGCGGUACUACGAGAAGCCUUGUCGCCGGCGACAGAGGGAAAGCUAUGAAAGCUGCCGGCGGAUCUACAACAUGGAAAUGGCUCGCAAGGUCAACUUUCUGAUGCGAAAGAAUCGGGCGGAUCCGUGGCAGGGCUGCUGAGGCCUGUGGAUGGGGGGCCCAGCGAGGACCCCGUCCAGUAGGGUCGCCACCUCUUUUCUCUCUCCAACCCCAUUUUCUCUUACCUUUCUUGCAAUAAACUCAAUCACGGAUGUAGACGACGGCCCGCAUAUGUGAAGCAAUCCCACUGGUCAGCAGUGGACCCUCGAGGGCUUUUAUUAAGUGAAAGAGGAACUGAGUCAAAAAGUAGUCUAGACAUAGAGUGGCAGCUGCCAGGGGCUGUUUGGGGGGCGAGAGUGAAGGAUUAUUGUUUGUUGCGUACAGAGUUUGAGUUUGGGAAGAUGAAAAAGUUCCAGGGUUGAAUGUUGGUGUGAAAUGUUCUUAAUGCCACUGACUUGUACACUUAAGUGGUUAAAGUGGUAAGUUCUAUAUGUAUUUUACUAUAAUUUUUUAAGUAGUCUAGGAGAGGCGAGGAAAUUUUCUAAAAUGUCAUAGAAUAUCUCCUACCCAAUUUUUAUGAAACCCAAAGCAAGAUCUGAUCAUUGGAAAAGCAUCUGUUACUCUUUACUGAGCUCUCCUCCAACUGUUAAGUAAAAGGAGAGGAAGCAGGUAUGUAUUUGGAAUAAAUUCUUCAGCAACUCCCAUCAACCAGACUCUAGUGCUGGGACCCUUGCCCCAAGGAAUCCUUAACACAGAUCUAGCAUUCA
Messenger RNA from Pteropus alecto (black flying fox), 1068 nucleotides. It is a transcript of the gene MRPS21, whose product is annotated as mitochondrial ribosomal protein S21. The record is from RefSeq and is a predicted model, not a curated record. Gene Ontology annotation, cellular component: ribosome. Gene Ontology annotation, molecular function: structural constituent of ribosome. The transcript is spliced from 3 exons. Bases 140 to 403 code for a protein of 87 amino acids. Gene Ontology annotation, biological process: translation. NCBI's taxonomy places the organism in Eukaryota, Metazoa, Chordata, Mammalia, Chiroptera, Pteropodidae.